Hemisphaericaspora subhashii is the source of this 1758-nucleotide messenger RNA. Its product is annotated as NAPDH-dependent diflavin reductase. Bases 1 to 1758 code for a protein of 585 amino acids. Lineage: Eukaryota; Fungi; Ascomycota; Pichiomycetes; Serinales; Debaryomycetaceae. Gene Ontology annotation, cellular component: cytosol. The transcript has a single exon. Gene Ontology annotation, molecular function: FMN binding; NADPH-hemoprotein reductase activity; flavin adenine dinucleotide binding. The record is from RefSeq and is a predicted model, not a curated record.
AUGGGACAAGGAGAUAUCACCAUAUUGUAUGGAUCAGAGACUGGAAACGCCGAAGAAUAUGCUAGAUAUUUGAAACAUACCUUAGGUACUUAUAGAUUGAAAUCAACUUUAUCUUCAUUAGAUGAGUUCCCAUUGAAAAAGUUAAUCACCGAUACCGCAUUUCUAAUUAUCAUUUGUUCAACAACAGGUCAAGGUGAAUUACCAAGAAAUGCCAAAAAGUUUAUGAAAUUUAUCCUCAAAAGGAAAUUACCUAAUGAUUUAUUCCAACAUUUAUAUUUAACAACUUUUGGAUUAGGUGAUUCUUCUUAUAGUAAAUUCAAUUAUGCCAUUAAGAAAAUACAUACUCGUAUGACACAAUUAGGCUGUCAAGAAUUAUCACCAAGAUCAGAAGCUGAUGAAGUAUCUCCUGAGGGAGUGGAUGGGUUUUACGUUGAGUGGGAGGCUCAGGUUGUCCAAUCGCUUUUGAAAUUCUUCCCAAAUACAACUAAACUCGAGGAAGCUAGUGUUCCUAUGCCGCAAUUUAAAGUCACGAUAUCAAAUCAUGGGAUCGAGACAAACGGUGACGUUGCCUCCCAAGUUAAAUUUUCUGAGGAUGAUUCUAUUAAUAUUGGUACCGUGGUGGAAAACAAAAGGAUAACCAGUCAAGAUCAUUUCCAAGAUGUACGAGAUUUCAAAAUCAAAUCCGAAGAUUUACAAUACUUGCCCGGUGAUACAAUAUCAUUGUAUCCAUGCAAUCACGACCAAGACGUCGAAGCUUUAUUGGAAGUGCAACCGCAUUGGGCUCAGAUUGCUGAUCGUCCUCUAUUAAUUAAGAAUGCACCACAUAUUGAGGGUGGGAUUGUGAAGAAUUUGACAUUACGUACCCUUCUCAAAUACCAUUUGGAUAUAAUGUCUAUACCUAGAAGAAGUUUCUUUGCGUUAUUAUGGCAUUUUUGUGAUUCCUCAACCGAAGAUGGACAAAGAGAACAAGAGAAAUUAAAAGAAUUCGGAAGUUUUGAAGAACCAGAAGAUUUAUAUGACUAUGCGAACAGACCAAGAAGACUGAUUCUUGAGACCAUUUUAGAAUUUCAAAAUAAUUUGGUUAUUCCAAUUGCAUAUAUAUUGGAUUUAUUCCCCUUGAUUAAACCUAGAUUUUUCCUGAUUGCUUCGAGACCCAGUGCGUCGGAAGUAGAGAUAAUAGUUGCUAUAGUGGAAUACAAGACUAUCAUAAGAAGAAUAAGACGAGGUUUAUGUACCAGAUGGUUGAAAUCUCUCCAACCAGGGGAUGAAAUUAGAUUUUCUAUUCAAAAAUCAAGUUUUUCAUAUCUGGAGAACAAGCCACCGAUAAUAAUGGUAGCACCAGGUACUGGAAUCGCACCCAUGAAAUCUGUUAUAGAUGAAGUUUUACAUGAAAACACAGAACAAGAGUUGUAUCUCUUUUUCGGGUGUAGAUUUCAAGAAAAGGAUCAUUUGACAGAAUCAUUCUGGCAAGCAGAAUAUCCUAAUUUGCAUAUAUUUAAUUGCUUUUCUCGUGAUAAGGGAUAUAAAUAUAAGUAUGUUCAAGAUGGUCUUUUUGAUCAGUAUAAACUUAUAGGAAAAUUGAUCUUGGAAGAAAAUGCAAAGAUAUUUGUUUGUGGUUCAAGUGGUAAAAUGCCUCAACAAGUUAAGAUUACAUUUUCUGAAAUCUUAAAGAAAUAUAAUUCAAUUACAAUUGAAGAAGCUCAAAGGUAUAUACUUCAAAUGGAAGAUAAUGGAAGAUAUAAGGAAGACGCUUGGUAG